AUGAGCUUUGCUCUUACAUGGGCGAAACCAGUGAAGCCAGGCUCAGUUUAUACAUCCAGGGGCCGCGCUAUUUGUGGCGUUGUUGCCCUCGAACGUGACGGCAGAGUCUGGAUGGUUGAGUCCAAGAGGGACGGUUACAUCCUACCAAAGGGUGGAUGGGACACAGAAAGAGAUCAUGAUUGGAUAGACUGUGUAGAACGCGAGGCCCGAGAGGAAGCCGGUGUUAUCGUCGAUCGUGCUUCUUGUCAACAUCUUAGUGUCCAAGACGACGUAACCUGGUUUAAGUGCAGGGUAACCGGCCAUGGGCAGCGUACUGACCCCUCGCUUGCCAACCGCGGACCACCACACGCAUUCGACGUCCCAACCGCAUGGCGAUGGCUGCAGCACGGUGACCAGAACAAGAAAAGUGGCAUGCACAAAGCCCUUAGGGCUGCGACUUAAGCUACGGAGGCGUUACCGUAUCCUCUGACUUAACUCGAAAUCUGCACAGACCGCGCGCUAGAC
Messenger RNA from Colletotrichum navitas, 504 nucleotides. RefSeq lists its product as uncharacterized. The record is from RefSeq and is a predicted model, not a curated record. Bases 1 to 441 code for a protein of 146 amino acids. Lineage: Eukaryota; Fungi; Ascomycota; Sordariomycetes; Glomerellales; Glomerellaceae. The transcript has 2 exons.